AUGUUUGGUUGUCCCAGAGAAGCUGUACGUGUCAAAGUUAAGAAAUGUGAAACUCGGCAUCAACCAGAAUAUCGUAAGUUUAGUGUGGAUCCUCAAAUAACAUCCAUAGAAGUGCUGCAAAGUAUUCUAAUCAAGGCUUUUGAUAUAAAAGGAGAAUUCACUGUUUCCUAUCGAGCGAUCGACGACUAUGGUUCGGAAACGUAUCUUUUCCUACUCUCAGACUGGGAUUUGGACGCCGCGUUUAUCAGUGCGUCCGAGCCAUAUCUCUAUCUGCAAGUAAAUCUGAAACCUUUCGGCGAAACUGGAGACUGUGAAUGCUACUGGGAGCAAAAUGCACAGGAAGUUUCGACACGUCAGCAGGAAACUGGGUUUCCUUAUAGGACACCUAAGCUGCCCGGUCUCAUAAUGAAUAAAAUGGAAAGGACAUUGAAUAUGGUGCAACGUGCAUUGGGCAAUUUAGGUGAAGAAUCUCAUCAGCAGAAUGUUCAGCCUCCAAGACCACCACUAACAGAUGCCGAGUUUCGCCGAUUUCUAGAUCCAAUCGGCCAAGUAGUGCACUCCAAGGAUCUAAGAGCAGUUAUUUAUUUCGGUGGGAUCGAGCCUAGCCUACGCAAAGUAGUCUGGAAACAUAUCUUGAACGUGUAUCCGGAGGGAAUGUCAGGUCGCGAACGGAUGGACUACAUGAAGAGGAAGGCGCAAGAAUACCAAAAUUUGCGCGAACGAUGGCGUGUGUUGGUGCAAAAAGGGCAAAAUGUCGGCGAUCUUGGCUAUGUCACUGGUAUGGUGAGGAAAGACGUUCUCAGAACGGACAGACAUCACAAGUUUUAUGGUGGUUCAGAUGAUAAUCAGAACACAGCAAGUCUUUUUAACAUUCUGACAACGUAUGCCUUAAAUCAUCCGAGUGUAAGUUAUUGUCAGGGCAUGAGCGAUCUGGCCUCGCCUCUUCUUGUUACAAUGCGGGACGAAGCGCAGGCCUAUAUCUGUCUUUGCGCCCUCAUGAGAAGGUUGAAGGACAACUUUAUGCUGGACGGCAUCGCCAUGACUACUAAGUUUGCUCAUCUCGCAGAAGGGCUUCAACAUUACGACCCUGAUUUUUAUGCGUACUUAAAGUCCCAUCAAGCGGAUGAUUUGCUCUUUUGUUAUCGUUGGCUAUUAUUGGAAAUGAAACGUGAGUUUGCAUUGGACGACGCGCUUAGAAUGCUUGAAGUUUUAUGGGCAGCUCUACCAGCAUCACCGCCGACUGGCGAAUUGAGUCUUGCCGAGGUGCCUUUUCCACCAGCAUCGCCGCCGCCUAGCCCGAAUGUGAAGCACAUCCGCGAAAACGCAUAUACCAAAGUCUGCGCUAUUAGACGACAAAGUUCCUCGGCCAGUAUCGCCGCUAGCGUGAAGCGGAAAGCCUUCAGCACCGAGGAAUCAAAUUUACAAUCAUCUACUGAAGUCAACGGAGAAACAAAAAGAUCCAAUUCGCCAUAUGAAACAUUUUCCGAUUCAGAAAAUGAUUUGACUAAUACGAAGAACAGAAGAAAUAAUGAGUCAACAGAAAAGUGCCUAAGUACAGAUUCUCUUCCUGUUAAAUCGAAACGUUCGAAUAUUCUGGAAUUGAAAGAGAGAUUAUCUGUUUCCAAUAAGGAACAGACUAAAAACAAUGAACAGAACGAGAGUUCUGAAAAGAAAUGUGCGCGAGUGGUGAAGAAUUUGAAUGAGUUCUUGAACUUUACUAGUCUCAAUCGCAGUAAAAUCACGCCGAGCGAUGCCGAACCUGAACUCAGACGUGUCUCGAGUGAAAGCGGCGUCAUCAGAGUGUUGAGGGACGAACCAAGCUCACCAGACGAUCCCACGGAUUUCUUUCCGAUGACUACAUCGAUGACAAGAGAAUUAAGACUCGAGUUGGAAUCGUUGGAUCGACAAGUAUUCGGACCUUCACCGCCUAGCGAUUUACAAUGUGAUUGUGUGCUUUCAAAAAGAGAAAGUGACUUACCGGAGAGUGAAACGGAAACGGAAUUGGCGAGAUGUAGUCCAGCGGCAGAUGUGUUCGUGUGGGAAAAUCCUUUGCACACAUUACAACAAAAGCAGCACCCUACGACUCCGGAUGAGCAGGCGGAAUUGGAGUACGACGGUGAAAUUUUGGAAGAUCAGAACGGUGUGAAAUCCGUCACACCGAUCAGGUUGCUGAAACGUACUACUAGAUCUGAGUCGGCGUCAGAUAGCGAAGGGAGCGAAAGUUGGCAUCAGAAUCCACCUGUACCCGAGAGUCCGACGAAACAGCAGCAUCAGCAACAACAACAGCAACAAUCUGUACAAGAACAAUGCGAGGAAGCGACAGAACUGACUAAUCUCAUACCCGCGGGAACGAGCGAGGAUCAACUUGGCGAGAAUUCAUUGCCACCACCACACGAGUUCGGCGGGGGCAAUCCCUUUUUAAUGUUCCUGUGCAUCACUCUCCUGCUACAACAUCGAGACUUUGUUAUACGCAAUCAAAUGGAUUACAACGAGAUGGCGAUGCAUUUCGACAAAAUGGUUCGCCGUCACAAUGUGAUCCGUGUACUUAAUCAGGCGCGACAAUUGUUCGCCGGCUAUCUCAGAAGACAUUCCGUCGCCUUUUCCUCCUCCUCGACUGGCUCGACUUCCACCAGCAAGCCGGAUUGCGUGAACGUAUAACUCUUUCCUGGUUAAUUUUAAAAAAUAUCAAAUAGGCGAUAUGAGAUUUGAGAAUUAUUUCAUUCAAUGAACAGGAUUCAAACGGGACAUAUCGUGGAUAUGUGUCACCGAUUAAAAUUCGGAAGGCUUAAGAAGACUCAAAACAAUUCUGUCACAGUGCUCUUCCGCUCACGACAUUCGCAAGACACUUACGACAUUAUCUGUGGAUUUUCUGCAGUCAUAUAAGCAAUGUCUCUGAUUGACCAUUCUUUUCUUUAUUUCCUUUCUCUUCGGUACAUCUAGAUAAAAGACAAUUUUCAAUUAACUAAAGGAAAAUCAUCCGUUAGGAAAAUUAUUAUGAAAAUAUCUAAUUCCAAACGUGACAACGAAUAAGUGAUCAAUAUUAACGCAAAAGCAAUAAAGCACAACGUACUUAUACAACUGCUUAACAAUUUUAGAGCUUUCUUUUUGAAAAACAAUUUUUUUCAAUAUAAGCCAAGAUAAACAAAGAAAGACGGUUGAUCAGAGAUAAUACCGCCUAGGCCCGUACUUAUUAGCAAUUAGGACAGAUUCGAUUGGGAGAGUUCGGGAAACAACGAUCGGAAGCGCUUUAGUUGAUUCGCGAAUGGCACGCGUAGCCUCGUUCAUUCAUGCACGUUACCAUUCCAUGGCUACAUAAUGCACUCUAUCAUCCGUACGCAUCAACGAACCCUCUUUCGCUGUUACCUCAAGGUAGAUUUAAGCCCUUCAACUUAACGCGCUCGAGUGAUGACCGCGUCAUUCUCGAAUGUGUUAAAUUUGUAAAAUACAUCUAGCAGCCUGAAUCUUACUUUGUUCUCAAACGGUAUGCUUGAGAAACGACAAUAAAGUGCAUUUAAUUUUAUCGCUGAUAAUAAAUGCUUUCCAUUCAUUGAAUCUAGACUCGGUGUGUGUCAAGAUUACGAAAAAACCCCGAUUGGAAAAAUUCUGGUGUUUUGUAUCAAGUGUGUAAACGAUUCUUUUUUUUUUAUCAGAUAACUUAAGUGCGUUAAGUUAUAAGUAAUAUAUACAUUGUUUAAGUAACGUUAUAUCACAAAUUCCAUUUUUACUAGUUGAAAAUAUGAAUACAUGGUGAUUAGUUCUAA
Molecule: messenger RNA, 3761 nt
Organism: Pogonomyrmex barbatus (red harvester ant)
Lineage: Eukaryota; Metazoa; Arthropoda; Insecta; Hymenoptera; Formicidae
Biological process (GO): regulation of autophagosome maturation; activation of GTPase activity
Cellular component (GO): autophagosome
Molecular function (GO): GTPase activator activity
Source: RefSeq, a predicted model, not a curated record